AUGCGAUUACCGCUGACUGCACGGCAGAGGUCCCGUUUGGUGAAUUGGAUUCUCUUCGCUAUUUCGGUGUUUUUAUUCAUCACGUGGAGUCGUGAAGGUGCAAAAAUCUUCGAAAAGCGUGCAUACGAGAGAACUCAUACGGUUCCUGAUUACUCGAAGAACCGAAUAGGACCGGGUGAGAACGGUGCUCCAGUGAUCUUAGAAGGUGAAGAGAAACUAAUCGGCGAGCAGCAAAUAAAGACGGUUUUCAUGAAUGUGUUGGCCAGUGAUAAAAUUUCGUUAGAUCGAAGUAUACCGGAUUCACGAUCACGCGAAUGUCUCGCUCUUUCCUACCCGAGGCAUCUUCCCACAGCAUCGGUUGUCAUCAUUUUCACUAACGAGUUCUUUUCUUCGCUUCUCCGCACCGUUCAUUCCGUAGUCAAUCGAACUCCACCACAUUUGCUCAAGGAAAUUAUCCUUGUAGACGACAAAAGCAACAGAGAUGAGCUUGGCCCACCUCUUGACGAACAUUUGAAAAGAUUUGGUUCACUCGUGAUUCUCAUUCGAUCUACGGAAAGGCUUGGAUUGAUUAGAGCGAAGAUUAAAGGAGCAAAAGCUGCAACCGGUGACGUGAUCGUAUUUCUCGACGCUCAUUGUGAAGCAAAUGCUGGCUGGAUCGAACCACUGCUGGCACGAAUUCAAGAGGAGCGCACCGCUGUUGUCUGCCCCAUCAUCGAUUCAAUUUCCGAUACAAACCUCGCCUAUUUAGGUGGAUCCCAUGGAGGAAUUGGUACGUUUUGGUGGUCCCUUCAUUACAGUAUAUCAUCGAUGCCUAAGAGAGAAAUUGAGCGAAGGAAGCAUCCAGAAACCGACUACAUACGGUCGCCAACGAUGGCUGGAGGUCUGUUUGCUGUGGAUCGCAAGUACUUUUUCGAAAUUGGGGCUUAUGAUGAAGAAAUGGAUAUUUGGGGAGGCGAAAAUUUGGAGAUCUCUUUCCGAGUUUGGAUGUGCGGAGGUUCGGUUGAACUAAUCCCAUGCUCCCAUGUUGGCCAUAUCUUCCGAUCAGGACAUCCCUAUGAUAUGACAGGCCGAAACGACAAUAAAGAUGUGCAUGGUACGAAUUCCAAGCGGCUGGCAGAGGUAUGGAUGGACGACUACAAACGGCUCUUCUACGUUCACCGAAUGGGUCUUAAGGACUUGGACGUUGGUGAUCUAACAGAAAGAAAGCAGCUACGAGAGCGGCUCAAGUGCAAAUCUUUCAAAUGGUACUUAGAUAAUGUGAUUCCGGAGAAAUUCGUACCGGACGAGAACGUCUAUGCAUAUGGACACGUCAGAACUGAACGAGGACUUUGCUUAGACACUCUUCAGCGACUUGAGAAUAAGGGGACAGUUAUCCUUGGCGUUUUUGGUUGCCAAGAGGGCGGUAGUUCAGCAGAAGUAAGUUAUUGUAUGCUUUUUUAA
Messenger RNA from Haemonchus placei, 1440 nucleotides. Lineage: Eukaryota; Metazoa; Nematoda; Chromadorea; Rhabditida; Trichostrongylidae. The record is from the annotation of a GenBank genome assembly.